Messenger RNA from Micromonas commoda, 953 nucleotides. RefSeq lists its product with no specific name. The transcript has a single exon. The record is from RefSeq and is a predicted model, not a curated record. NCBI's taxonomy places the organism in Eukaryota, Viridiplantae, Chlorophyta, Mamiellophyceae, Mamiellales, Mamiellaceae. The coding region runs from base 40 to 888 and encodes 282 amino acids.
CGACAACGUUGAACCACCGCGUUCGGCACUUCACGAGACAUGGCUCCUCGCAUGAUGCAUCCUCGAGUGGGCACCGGCGAACCCGAUCCCGAGGAGGACGAGUCCGAGGAGGAGAAGAAGGACGGCAUUCUCAUCCCGCUGCUCACGUUUUUCGGAUUCGUUUUCGUCUUCAUUCCAAUCACGGUCAUGCUCAUGGGCGCCAUCUUCGGCUUGAUCCUCGCCGAGGUGGAGGGAUGGAAGAUCAAGGACGGCUUCUACUACAUCAUCUCCAUGCUCUGCGGCCUGCCCACGCCCCUGACCGAGGUUGAUCCCGACACGGACGAAGGCAAACUCGUCGACGUGAUUGUCGCGCUGUGGGCGCUCGCGCUCGCGGGCACGAUAAUCGGCGUGGUCGGCGGUCUGUCCGUCAUCAACCGCCUCGUCGAUGCGGCGGAGAGCUUCGGCCAGAGGUUCAAGAGGGCCGCGAGGAAGGCCGUGACCGGAUCGGACGAGGAGGCUCCGGCCGCCGCCGAUGAGGACGGUGAGGAGAAGCCGGUCAGCCUAACGCUCAACGUCCUCACGUUCCUGGUCUUCAUCUUCAUCGUCAUCCCCAUCGUCAUCAUCCUCGUCGCCGUCCUCUUUGGCUUCAUCCUCGCCGAGGUGGAGGGAUGGAAGAUCAAGGACGGCUUCUACUACAUCAUCUCCAUGCUCUGCGGCCUGCCCAACCCGCUCACCGACGUCACGCCAGACUCGGACGAAGGCAAGAUUGUGGACAUCAUCAUCGCGCUGUGGGCCCUCUCCCUCGCCGGUACCAUCAUCGGCAUCGUCGGAGGCAUGUCCGUGAUCAACACGCUCGUCGAAAGCGCCGAGGCCCUGGGCGAGAGGUUCGGUAAGAAGAAGGAGAACUGAGCGCCGUGUACACGUUCUCUUGAGCGCGUGAGCGAUUCGUUGUAAUCUUUAGGAAGAUUUUUCAC